Messenger RNA from Megachile rotundata (alfalfa leafcutting bee), 3206 nucleotides. It is a transcript of the gene Fip1, whose product is annotated as Factor interacting with poly(A) polymerase 1. The record is from RefSeq and is a predicted model, not a curated record. Lineage: Eukaryota; Metazoa; Arthropoda; Insecta; Hymenoptera; Megachilidae. Gene Ontology annotation, cellular component: mRNA cleavage and polyadenylation specificity factor complex.
UACCGCCAUAGGGAUACAAGAAUAUAGCAAAGAAAAUGUUGGCGAACCUGUACAAUGAAGCAUUCGUAUUUUGAUCGUUGAUACGCGUGCAUUGGAUGCGUGGUUAGUUGUCAAGCGAGGGAAGUGGAGAAAUGGCGGACGAGAACGAGGAUCAAUGGUUGUACGGUGAUUCAACGGACGGAAAAGAAUAUACACCGACGUCCGUUCAACCAGAAAACCAGGAAAAUGAUUCUAUCCCCGUUUCUGUACCAGAAAAAUCACAAAUUUCAGAAGAUCAGAAACCAGAAAGUACACCGGAGCCCCCAAUGGAGACAGCCGAGGAGGCUGAGCCACCGGAAGAAGAACCUUCCUCGACAAAUAAUAUUCAAAAUGAGAAUAGUACAGAGAUAAAUAAAAAUGGUAUGAGAGAAGUUUCCAGUCAAGAAGAUGGUGAAGCUGCCAGCGACUCCGAUUCCGAUGACGAUGUACACGUUGUCAUUGGUGAUAUUAAAUCAACUCCUGCUUAUGGUAGUCUUAAUAUCAAGAGAGGAGGAUUGCUUACGAAUGCAUCGGGUGUACCAGAUAAAUUGAAUAAGCAACCUGGAAAGUUUAGUAUAGAUGAAUUCGAAACAAUAGGUGUAAUUAAUGGUAUGCCUGCACAUGAGUUCAACUUAGAUCAACUAGAAGAUAAACCAUGGAGACAGCCUGGUGCAGACAUUACUGAUUAUUUUAAUUAUGGUUUCAAUGAGGAAACAUGGAGAGCUUACUGUGAGAGACAAAAAAGAAUGAGAAGCGAAUCAGGAGUAGGUUUAAUAUUGAAUGCAGGAGGAGGGGGUGGUAAUGCAGGCAGUAUGCGGGUACCGCAAGUGGCGAUUACCAAUGAUAAUAGCAAAUAUUCUGGUAUAAUGGGACCAAAGAGAGCAGGACCACCUCCAGGAAGAAAAAUGGCAGGAACAAUAGAUGUAAUUGGUAGCUCAGGUUUAGCCUCUAGAAGGAAUCUUGACAAAUCCCCACCUAAAGGGAAUGUGAUACAAGUGAUGACCGCAGACAGACGGGAAUAUUCUAGGAAACCAGGUUUCCCAGAUAUGAGUGUACCCCCUCCAGGAGCAGGAAUGCCUCCUGCAUUUGAUAUGCCACCUCCUGGGUAUCCUGGAGAACCUGCUCCCUUUUACAUGCCAGAAACAGAUCCAUACUAUCAAAGCUAUGAACCUACACAAGAUAAUCAAUGGGGUAAUGAUCCGACGUGGCAACCGACGAAUUUAGCUAUUCCAAUGACAGAAGGGGAGGAUGACAAAGACACUGGUCCAAAAACGAUACCAACCAUGGUACCUCCCACAAAUAUUCCGCCGUUAAUACCACCGAGAGACUCUCGGGAUCGCGAAAGAGACAGAGAAAGAGAACGAGAUCGCGACAGAGAAAUGGAUUCAAUGGGAAGAGAAAGAGAAAGAGAUAAAGAUAGAGAGCGCGAUCGUGAAAGGGAAAAGGAUUCCAUGAUUAGGGAACGGGAGAGGGAAAGGGAUUCCAUGUCGAGGGACGAAGAAAGAGAUCGUGAUAGGUCCCGAUCUCAGUAUCGACACAAAGACCGACAUCGACAUCGAUCGAGAUCACGGUCCCGUAGACACAAAUCCAGGUCUAGAAGUCCCAGUCGACGUAAGAAGAAAUCUAGACGCUCCGAGAGAGAACGUUCUAAAGAAGAAAGCGAAUAAAAUUAAGGAAUCAUUUUACAAAUGCCUGUUGCCAUAUUGGCACAUUUAAGUUUAAAAUGCCGAAUCUUUUAUCGAUGUCAUUUUUCAUAUGUUACCAUCAAGAAUGUAUGUUGGUACCAGUAAUUGUGCAGUUAACAAGGAGUAUCUGUAACAAGUUACUCGAUGAGAUUAUCGCAUGAUUUUCUUCGAUAUUUGUUCAUAUGAAAUCUGCAUUUUCUAGCCAAGGAAUGAAUUAUAAACAGUAAACAAUAAACUCUUUAACGAUACGGAAAUUUCAUUGCUAUUUAAUACUAAUGUUAGGUAUAUGCCUAUAAUUAAGAUAUAGGCACGGGACAUGAAAUUCAUCGAAAUUUGCCAUUCAAUGUAUGGUUUUAUAUCAUAAUGUUAUUACAGAAAUGGUAUUUUAUAAUAAUUAAAAGUAAUAAUAGUUUAUUGGUAAAUCACUCAUGAGUGAGUCAGUUGAUCGAUGCUCGUGCCGUUUUACAGAAUCGGGACUCGCAUCGAUCGAUGCGCACACGUGUUGUUGUCUUUAAUUCAAUUAUACCACAAGUCUUUUUUUUGCAUCAAAUCCUCCCAUUUUCACUAUCAUUUAAUAUCAUCAUACGUAAUGGAAAAAAAUGUUACAUUUGUACAGCCAUCAUAUAUAUGUUACAUUUAGAAUACCGUUAAUUCAUUAUCCUUUUUACUCGAGUGUGUAUGUGUUAUGAGUGUAUGUAUUACGUGUAUACAGAAAGAUGUUACGUGUAUUUGAUGCAUCAGGUAUGCCUACUAAUGAGUAAAAUGCUAAUAGUCAAGACAAACUACCGGUACGGUUUACUACGUUUUUCUUCUCUUAGAAUAAUUUAGAAUUUCAAUUGCAAAUUUUAUAGUUUAAAUUUAUAUAUUAAAACAAGACUUUGUAAUACGCGUAAAAUUUUUCCGGUUGCCAUAACUGACAAUAUGUAAGGUAGGUAUGUAGGGUGUACGAAAUCCUGAGCUUUUUGAAUCUUAAAAUUCAAAUUUAUCUUUCGAUAUACGUAUGCUAUUAGGGUGCAUUUGAACUAUGUGAACUAUUUCAGUAAAAUUCAAGUAUAACUCAAUUGGAGGAUACAUGGGUUGAAGACAAUCAUUUAACAUAGACAAAGAUGUAGACUUGAAAAUGGUUUCUUUGACCUCAAAGGUGAAAUUGUACUUGUUGCUUUAGGAUCAAACGUAUUAAUAACCAAGGUAUUUAUUUACCAAACAAAAAUACUACUUACUGUUUUUUAUUAAUGUUCUGUUUGUAAUCGAACCAAUCUGAAGUUCAAGAUCUGGAGACUCGAGAUUCGCACACCUAUAAAGGUACGUAUUGCGUAUAAAAACAAAAAGUAAAGCAAUGAAAAGCAUACUUAUAAUCUCAUCUACUACGAUUCAGAGAUCUGACAUCUAUUCAAAAACUGAACAGAAUUAACAAUACUUUUUUCGAUAAAAAAAAAGAUAAAGCAUUGGAACUAAAGGGAACUAAGCUCGACCACAAACAGGAGAACAAUAUAGGCAAAAAAA